This is a messenger RNA of Sclerotinia sclerotiorum 1980 UF-70, 1188 nucleotides long. RefSeq lists its product as hypothetical. Gene Ontology annotation, cellular component: fungal-type cell wall. Gene Ontology annotation, biological process: trehalose catabolic process. The transcript has 3 exons. Gene Ontology annotation, molecular function: alpha,alpha-trehalase activity. Lineage: Eukaryota; Fungi; Ascomycota; Leotiomycetes; Helotiales; Sclerotiniaceae. The record is from RefSeq and is a predicted model, not a curated record. The coding region runs from base 1 to 1188 and encodes 395 amino acids.
AUGGCUGCGUGUAUGUCUUGGUUGCCGCACCUUGCAGUCGUCACACCUCUCCCGGCAGUAGCUUUUGGAGCAGACUACGGCGAAGAGGUCAAUCCGGCUUCUCAAUUCAAAACAAAAACGAUACCGGAUGGUAUCAUGCCACCAUUGCCGGAUUUUGGGGUGCUUGCAGAGAAUCCUUUGAGUAGGUGGGAUGAUCAGAAUCUUACGCUUACCACGAAUGUUCCAAUACUCGGAAAUUUUCUCGCUAGGAUGCACUUGUCAAACGGUGCUGCCAGAAUCAAUGUCGCUGCUAUUCAGCUUAGUGUCACGCCAUUGAACGGGACAGCAGAAAGCAUCACUAUAACAGAUAGUCUGGAUGGUAGAAGUGCUGUCAAAUCAUUCCUUGGACAGAAGGGUAACGAUGCUUCUUCUAUAUACGUUUCUAAUCACCCAAAUGGCCUUCAAAAUGUCUCGGCAUGGACAGUUUCUACGGCAAAAUUUUCGAGCAGCAACACUAAAUCUAUCUCGCCGAGGUCUAUCGUGUAUCCUAGUGAUGAUACACUGACUAUUGGAAAAGAAUGGGAGUUUGAGCUCAAAUCUGGACAGCCAAUCACCUUCCAUAAAUUCGUCGGUAUUGCCUCGACGGACAAAUUCUCCAACGCACAAUUGAUAGCUAGUCAAGCAUCCAGGAAUGCCACAAAUGAUGGAUGGGAUGUACUUCUUGCCGAACACACUGCGAUUUGGAAUCAGCGUAUGGAAAGAAAAGUCGUCGAUUAUAGAAACCCAGCCACCGGUAAUUUACCAAUAAAUGAUACCCUUGCUGAGGUUGAUCAAAUCAAUGCUGCAGAAAAAUACAAAUUCGAUAAUGAUUCCGUGUUAUAUUCUUGGACUUCGGGUAGAUAUGGCAAUGCAACCGAGACGGGUCCCACAUUGGACUAUGAGUAUCACAUUAAUACGGAUGUGGCGAAGAUGAUGUUAGAUUAUAGAGGAAUUACCAACAACGAAGAAUACUUCAAAGAAGAACUUUGGCCAGUAGUGGAGAGCGUAGGUCAUACUAUCGAGGGAGUACUUCAGAAGGAUGAUCAGGGAAAAUGGAAUAUCUGGGACAUGACCGAUCCUGAUGGGUGGACUAAUCACGUCAAAAAUGGUGCCUUGACUCAAGCAUCCUUCUUUCAAAUCAUGAACUCCAUCAUCUCUAUCAAGAAGUAA